UGAAGGUCACAAAAUGUCCGGGGGUGACGGGCCUAUGAGUACAUGCAAGGGAAGGCGGAGGUAUUCCAGUCUAAGUGGGGAGAAAUACAUGGUCGUUUGGGAUACUCAUAAGGUUAAAAAGGCGUUCUUCGCCCUCGUCUACAACGGAGUACGGGUGGCUAUCCUGUGGGACUCGGACGAACAACGACAUGUUGGCAUGCUCACCAUCACCGAUUUUAUCCGCAUCCUACAUCAGUAUUAUCGGUCCCCAACUACCCCAAUGACCGAGUUGGAGAACCAUCAAAUUAAGACUUGGCGAGGUACAAGCAUACGCUUUGUUACACUUUCAACUGUUCAACCCAUCUUGUUUUGUGCUUUCUUCCAAACAGAACAACUGACAGAUUAUCAACGUCCGCUGAUCAGUAUUACUCCAGAGAAGACAUUGCUGGAAGCAGUACAAAAGUUGCUUAACCACAAAGUGCACAGGCUCCCGGUGAUCGACCCGAUCGGCGGGAACCCCUUACACAUUCUGACGCACAAACGUGUGCUGAAGUAUCUAUAUAUUCAUCUGAAUCAACUACCCAGUCCAUCGUUCAUGUCAAAGAAGUUGCGCGACUUGAAAUUGGGCACGACUGACGGGGUGAUCACUGUCAAUCAGGACUGUCCACUUCACCGAACUCUUCAGCUCUUCAUCGAACAUCGGGUAUCUGCUCUACCGGUUGUAGACUCAAAUGGCCAUCUGGUUGAUAUCUAUGCUAAAUUCGACGUCAUUAAUUUGGCGGCAACACGAACCUAUCAGAAUUUAGAUAUCACCGUCUAUGAUGCGCUCAACUAUCGUCGCGGUAAAUUCCAAGGUGUAGCCACUUGUCAGUUGGAUGAUACGCUGGAGUCAAUUGUCAACCGAAUAGCUGAGGCCGGUGUUCAUCGUUUGGUAAUCGUCGAGGACAACAAAGUUAUUGGCGUCGUUUCCCUGUCCGAUCUGCUCCGUUUCCUCAUUUCCGAACCGCUGGUCGAAGCCAUGGUGACGUGACCGAGUUGCUGCCAACCUUAGUCACACACUGACCAUAAUAUCCCAAAACCAUCGAGCGUCUUUCCCGUUGCGUCUUUAUUUGCUCUUUCGCAUAGCUUUUCGCUCUCUUGCCACACUCCAGCAACGCGUCAAUCCUGCCCCCAUCCGUCACUCUUUUGACGGGCUCAUCGUCAUUUUAGACAACCCAACCACGACAUGAAAGGUUUAUUCUAUUAUUACUAUUAUUAUAACUAUUCAUACUCAACCUCGACUAGUUUAUUUUCGUCAUUUUCACCGAGUUUGUUUUGUUGCUGUAUCGCGGAAUUCUGUCUUUGGCUGGCGGGGAUGCAAAAUUUGUCCCAUUUUCCUCUGUAUCUCUCGUCAGACAGCUGACAAGCCAUUCGUCACAAUGAUCAAACUUCGGUCUCGUUAUACCGGCGCCGUCCUGUUUGAGAAAAAUCACCGACCAUUGGUGAUACCGGCAUAAUGAAUUCAGCUGAGUCAUAUGCGAUUUUCACAAACAAAUGCAAUGCUCUCCCAGCUUAGGCAACGCUCUUAGAACUUCACUUGGUGACAGAGUAGUCAACAACAGCUAUUUGUAUCUAGGUGUUUUUCAACAACAAUGUGACUGAUCCAACUGUUCAGUUCUCGUCAGCUGAGUCCCCGAGUACCGGCAACGUUAGCAUACAAACGAAUUUCUGUAUAAAGACUCGAG
Molecule: messenger RNA, 1703 nt
Organism: Opisthorchis viverrini
Lineage: Eukaryota; Metazoa; Platyhelminthes; Trematoda; Opisthorchiida; Opisthorchiidae
Exons: 7
Coding region: 14-1009 (331 amino acids)
Source: RefSeq, a predicted model, not a curated record